Hansenula ciferrii is the source of this 666-nucleotide messenger RNA. It is a transcript of the gene SHR3, whose product is annotated as Shr3p. Lineage: Eukaryota; Fungi; Ascomycota; Saccharomycetes; Phaffomycetales; Wickerhamomycetaceae. The record is from RefSeq and is a predicted model, not a curated record. Gene Ontology annotation, cellular component: endoplasmic reticulum membrane. Gene Ontology annotation, biological process: endoplasmic reticulum to Golgi vesicle-mediated transport. Bases 1 to 666 code for a protein of 221 amino acids. The transcript is spliced from 2 exons.
AUGGCUAUUAAAUACAAAGACGUUUUACCAGUCGCCAAUGGGUUGAUCAUUGCCGGUACUUUUUUCUUCCUUGGCUUAUUAUUGGGUAACUGGCCUUAUGAUGCCAAAACAUUGUUCUCACAACAAGUCAGUCAAGCUGAUUUUGAUAAUUCAUUAAGACAUUAUCAAACAUGGGCUCAAAUUCCAUCAAUUCCUUUGCAUAUUAUUCAUUUCUUCAUCGGUUUAGGUUUUAUUGGUAUGUUUAUUAAACUUUAUAAACCUUCUGAAGAUUCAAAAUAUUUUGAAUAUGGUUCAUUAUUGUUAUACGUUUUAGCUGUCUGUGUCUACUUAACCAACUUAAGAACAGGUGCUGAUAGUGCUUUACAUGGUGAAUGGGGUGAAGUUGAUGCCAAUACUGGUAUCAAUGUCAUUGCUGCUUCUUCAUCAAUGAUUGUCUUCUUAUUAGGUGGUAUUAUCAUGUUACAAGUUGGUUUAUAUUACGGUGAAUGGGAAUAUCAACAAAGAUUAGAAAUUUUCAACAAAGAAGAAGCUGAACGUGAAGCUACUGAAGCUGCUGAAGCUGAAAAGGUCAAACCAUCUAAAGGUUCAUCCUCUUCUGCUUCCAAAUCAGAAACUCAAGCUAAACAAACUAAAUCAAAAUCAUCUGCUGGUAAAAGACAAGCAUAA